UUCUUCAGUUAGCAAGAGAAAGAUAAGGAGACAAUCUUAGUGGUGAAAGUGUCUGUCAGAGGGGGCGGGAAGGUGAGCAAGGGUGAAAAGGAAAAGGAAGUGGGGAAAAAAGAAUGUGCAGGGCGGAAGCGGACAACGAGGCCAAACUGAAGCUGGGAGCCAGAUCGUCCUUCCUUAAACUCCAGAAACAAACUAAUACUUGCCAAUUCAAAAAGGCUUAGAAAAGGCUAAGGAGGCACCAUGAAGACAAACAAGGAGCUUGUGUUGUUUAUGCUCAGUGCAGUCAAGGUGGAAGAAACCAAGAUGGAUUUUCUGCUCUCUCUCUCCCCCUCUCUAGUUGUGGCAGUUGUUCAUGCCGUCACAGUGCAAACACCUCAGGUGAAAGUGGAAGCAGCAAGAGACAAAAAUGCCACCCUACAAUGUAUCUUCCACACUUCUGCUACUAAUCGAGUACCUGGAGACAAUGUUUCCUGGAGGAAAGUACCUGCUAUGGAAGAUUUUGCUUACAAGGUUAUUGGUAGUGACUUGGAAUACAAAGGAAAUUAUGGCGAUCGUAUGACCUUCUCCGGAGAUCUUAAUCAGGGCAAUGGCAGCAUCACCUUCAGUGAGUUGACCAUGGCUGACAACGGAACCUAUGAAUGUACAGUCCAGCUUUUCGAGGAUCCUCCUCCAAGAAGUGUACUGAUUGAUCUUUUGGUCCUUGUGAUUCCAUCAAAGCCUACAUGCAAAAUUAUAGGGAAAGCAGAAUAUGGACAAAACAUUAACCUGACUUGCCAUUCUGAUGAAGGAUCCCCCAAACCUACAUAUACUUGGCAAAGAUAUGAUGCCCAAAAUCAGCCACAGCAACUUGUGGGAACACCAAUGGAAGGAGGACUGCUUAUGUUGAAGAACAUCUCUGCAGACACCACUGGCUACUACAUCUGCCUUUCUCAAAACUCGGUUGGGCAUGAUAAUUGCAACAUCAGUCUUGCUGUGGUACCCCAAUCCAUGAAUAUUGCUCUCUAUGCUGGAAUCAUUGGUGGAGUUGUUGCUGCCAUCAUUAUUAUUGCAGUUCUAGCUUACUGUUGCUGCUGCAGGAGUUCCAAGGACAAGGAGUACGAGCCAACUGAGACAAACGAUGGCUUCCAACCCCACCAUGAACCCGUAGAGAUCCGAGGACCAUCUGAGGAAGAGAUUCAGGAGGAAGGUGAAGAGAGGCACAGUCCACAAAUGCCACCAACUUGGAGGCCACCUUCAAGGUCUUCAGAAGCUGUGGCCUAGUGGCAAGCAUUUCAAAAAGGGAGAAAGGAAAGAUGAACAUAGUAUUUCAUGCCCCUGUAACCAAUGAAUCCUCCCUUCCCAGAACAUUAUGUAUAACAGGUGUGGGAUGAUGUUGGUGUAAAGAUAUGGCUAAUACUGUAUUUGUAAUGCAUUUAAUGUGCAGGAAGACUAGCCAGUUGAAAAGGCACCGGCUUCUAGAAUUUCUUCUAAUCCACCCAUCAAGAUCUUUUCAAAAGGCAAAGGGAGGAUAAAUUCACUAUAACAAUUUUAUUGACACAUUGCAAGUUUCCAUAUAUAGUUGCUGUUAUAAGUCACUUAAAAUUGGUACUAUUCAUACAGCACAGAUGGAAGUUGUUUUCUGGUCCAAAAAUGCAUUGGCUCCAAGCAAAUACAUCAAGAGUAGCCAUAUGCCAGCAAGGACAACCAAAACACAUGAGGCAAAUUGCUGCUGACAUGCACCCCCAAAGUGUGCUUGCUUGGACACAGAUAACAUUCACAUACAGAGUACUCAUACAUAUACUGCAAAUCAGUCCAUAGUAACACUCACUUCAGCAGAACAACUGCAUCUGUGGUUUACAGUGAGCUGGCUUUGCUCAGCUCUUGUGUUUCCUAAUGGGUGAGUGGAGAGUGAUGAAGCUCCAUCCUGAAAUGCUUUCAGCAGGGAGCUGGCCUCCUACCAACACUUCCCACUGCAAAAAGGAGAAGAAUGAGUCAAGCUAACUUGAGGUCUGCCUUGGUCAAGACUUAAGUUUGACUGGCCCUCAACUCUUCUGAGAGAGGAAGGAAUGUUUGAGUGCAGGUUCGAGGACUGUUGCUUCAAAGUGGCACCUGACAACAAGCUCUGCUCUCCUUUCUCAAAUGUAAUGGAAAAACCUCUGAAGACGCCUUGAGAGGUUGGACUGAACCUAGCAUACUGGUCAAUUUUUCCAUUUUCUGAACGAAGGAGAGAGUCCUUUUGGAAAGUGGUAGAAAAAAACAACUCAGCACAGAGAUGUUUUCCAUUAAUACUUUCAUUAACUGGGCCACCAAGAUACAAGAACUAUACAUAUGAAACAAGGCCUCAAGAGGAUGAACUCAUAACAUUGGUGUUACUUAUUCAUUGGGUGGGAUCCAGAGAUUAGGUAUCUUUUAUGGUUUGCUUUUAUGAGGAUAUUGUCUUUUCUAAAACUCAGACCACAAAUUUAAUUGCUUGAAAGAUGUUAAUUCCCCUGUCAAUGUACCUAUUGGCUGAAAUCCUGUAGCUUAGUGUAGUAUGUUGCACUAGUGUAGGCCCAUUUAAUUGGUGGGGAUUUGGUGAAGGUACUCUGUGAGUUCAGUUUGUUCUAAGUCACAGCUGGAGUAGGCCCCUUUGAAUCAAUGGAACUUAUGGGGAAGUUGACUCACCAUAUCCCCACUGAUUCAAUGGGCCUAUCUACUGUGAUUUACUACACUGAGCAACAGGAUUUCAGCUACUGUGCUUUUUGCUGGAAUUUCAUUAUAUGAUUGUCACAGGCUAAAUUACAAGUACAGAGUCUUUGAUGUAUGGGUUAUUAAUUAUUUCUUUUCUGUAUAAUUUGCUAUUUGGAAACUUGCUUUUUUAUUAAAGAAAUAUUUCAACAUACCGUAAUUCUAAGUAUUGUCAAUGAUAUAACUGGUUCAAACAUGACCAACCAAUAUGCUAAAGAAAGCUAAUUCUUUCCACUUCAGUGGAAAUUCAGCUCUUGCUCAUUGAUCCACAUUGCGAGAUCUGAAGGCCUUAGG
Molecule: messenger RNA, 3000 nt
Organism: Pogona vitticeps (central bearded dragon)
Lineage: Eukaryota; Metazoa; Chordata; Lepidosauria; Squamata; Agamidae
Source: RefSeq, a predicted model, not a curated record